UUCUGUAUUCUGAAAAUUGUUAAUGCACGAUUUUUCAAAUGUGAACUAUUCUCUGUAUCUAGAGAGUUUUCUGUCUGCAAACUGAUCAUUUCCGAACACUUGAAAGACAAACCGCAAAUGGCAGAUCGAUAAAAUAACGAUAAAUUUCGACCAAUGCAGAAAGGGUCCUGUGAGAGUUUUGAGUGACGUACGUUGCUCCUUACGUUGUUCUUGGAAAACGAUAGGGUUGGUCGAUGCUUUGGAAUGCACACGACAAAGUUUUUGUAGGACUGUGUUGAUAAUGCAGUCUUUGUAGAUUGAAGUGUGUUGGAUAAUAUUUGGGACACCCUCAACUUGAGUUUUAAACGUAUUCACCCUGGACCCCAAGAUGGACAGGCGACGUCUCUCGACGUCGGGAGAUACUCUGUAUCAAACACUGGGUUUGGCUAAAACUGCUACCACAGAUGAUAUUAAGAAAACUUAUCGUCGUUUGGCACUUAAAUACCACCCUGAUAAAAAUCCAGACAAUCCUGAGGCUGCAGAUAGAUUUAAGGAAAUUAAUCGAGCUUACAGCAUACUUAGCGAUCUGACCAAAAGAAAUGUGUAUGACAACUACGGGUCCCUUGGUCUGUAUAUAGCUGAACAGUUUGGAGAAGAAAAUGUUAACCCUUAUUUCCUUGUAACUUCGGGAUGGUGUAAGUUUGCCUUCUUGUUUUGUGGUCUUAUCACUGGAUGUUACUGCUGUUGCUGCCUGUGUUGCUGCUGCAACUUCUGCUGUGGAAAAUGUAAACCGCGGCCUCCUGAGGAGUCUGGUGAUUAUCAUACUCUCCAUAGAAACCAGAAUGGCGCAGAAGGUGCUGUGAUAUCGGAGCAGCCCCGCUCCCAAAGGAAUCAGGAGGAUGAUGAAGAUGAUGUUGGAGGACCGUCUGUGUCAACUCAGCCAACCUCAACGGCCAUGCCAAUGCCAAUGCCAAUGCCCAUGCCAGCUCCAGGAGAUGCCAAUGAGAGUACCUCCCUCAACACGGGUGAUAAGACUGUUUACACUCCAGGAAUGGGGGUAGGUUCUUCACCACCAUCAAUGUCCAAUAAGUGGUAAAAGAUCUACGCUGCAAACUUGUCCCUUCAUAUUGGGGGUCACUGGAAUGAGAGCAGUUAUGAAAGAGCAGAGGAAAGAACCAAACCCUGUGAUGAGUCACACUCGAAUAUGUUAAACACUAGCUAUCAAUAUUCUAAUUUAGU
This is a messenger RNA of Frankliniella occidentalis (western flower thrips), 1218 nucleotides long. RefSeq names its product dnaJ homolog subfamily C member 5 (gene Csp). The record is from RefSeq and is a predicted model, not a curated record. NCBI's taxonomy places the organism in Eukaryota, Metazoa, Arthropoda, Insecta, Thysanoptera, Thripidae. The coding region runs from base 368 to 1075 and encodes 235 amino acids. Gene Ontology annotation, cellular component: type Is terminal bouton. The transcript has 8 exons. Gene Ontology annotation, biological process: regulation of neuromuscular synaptic transmission.